CACGUGACAGGACACGCUCCGGGACACGCGUGCCGAGGCGCGUCAAGUGUAACCUUUUUCGCUCGUGGACGCGCCGGUCGACCGCAGGGAAAAUGUCGUGGCUAUUCGGCUAUCGCAAUUCGCAGCCGCAGGACUUCACACAAUUCGUGCAGCCGCCACCACCGGCGGGCGACGGCGGAGGCGGCAGCGUCGGCGGCGGCGGCGGCGGCUCGCCGCCGAAGAUCGGUUCCCAAAUGGAGGCGUAUAGAUUCGACUCGAGCGCGCUGGAACGGGCCGCCACGGCCGCCAAGGAACUCGAACGAUCCAAACAUGCGAGAGAAGCCUUGGAUCUGUCCAAGAUGCAGGAAACGACGAAGCAGGUGGAGCACCACGCCGAGAUAAAGAAAUACGAAGCCAGCAUUGAACAGCUGAGAGCGGAGCAGAAACGAGUGGAGGGCGAGGAAAGGAGGAAAACCAUGCAGGAGGAGACGAAGCAGCAUCAAAUGAGGGCGCAGUAUCAAGACCAAUUGGCUAGAAAGCGCUACGAGGACCAACUGUUCCAGCAGCAGAAGAUGAACGACGAGAAUCUGAGGCGGCAAGAGGAGUCGGUGGCCAAGCAGGAGGCCAUGAGGAAAUCCACGAUAGAGCACGAGAUGGAGCUGAGGCACAAGAACGAGAUGAGGAAGCUGGAGGCGGAGCUGAAGGCCAAAGCGAAGAUCGACAGAGAAAACCAGGAUCUCAAUCUGGAACAGAUUAGAUUGAAGGCCUCGGAAAAGAGGAUUACCGUUUUAGAGUCGAUAAAAACAGCUGGCUCGGUGUUGGGCUCGGGUGCCAAAGCGUUACUUGAAGAUUGGGACAAGAUCCUCGCGGCGGCGGGCGGUCUGUCCCUCGUAGCAUUUGGAAUUUACACUGCCAAGGGCUCGACCAGCGUGGCGACGCGCUACAUCGAGUCUCGCUUAGGUAAACCGUCGUUGGUGCGCGAGACCUCGCGAUUUACGUUCCUCGAUACCAUCCGACACCCCGUUCAAGCGGCUAAGAAGCUGAAGAGCAAGCAGACCGACGCGCUGUCCGGCGUGAUCCUGGCGCCGAAGCUCGAGGAGAGACUGCGCGACAUCGCGAUAGCCACCAAGAACACCAAGUACAAUCGCGGCAUGUACAGGAACAUACUGAUGCACGGUCCGCCCGGUACCGGCAAGACCAUGUUCGCCAAGAAGCUGGCGGAGCACUCGGCCAUGGACUACGCGAUCGUGACGGGCGGCGAUCUGGCGCCGCUGGGCAGAGACGGCGUCACCGCCAUUCACAAAGUUUUCGACUGGGCAUUGACGUCCCGUAAGGGGCUGCUAUUGUUCAUCGACGAGGCGGACGCGUUCCUGAGAAAACGCUCGAGCGAGCACAUCUCGGAGGAUCUCCGCGCGAUGCUCAACGCAUUUCUGUACAGAACGGGCGAGCAGAGCAACAAGUUCAUGCUGGUGCUCGCGUCAAACACGCCGGAGCAAUUCGACUGGGCGGUGAACGACCGCCUGGACGAAAUGGUGGAGUUCCGUCUUCCGGGCCGCGAGGAGCGCGAGCGUUUGGUCCGCCUCUACUUUGACAAAUUCGUUCUCCAACCGGCGAUCGAGGGUAACAAGAGAUUGAAGAUCGCGCAGUUUGACUACAGUUCCCUCUGCAGCAAGAUGGCCGAUCUGACGGAGGGAAUGUCCGGACGAGAGCUGGCGAAACUCGGAGUCACCUGGCAAGCGGCGGCCUACGCCUCGGAGGACGGCGUGUUAACGGAAAAAAUGGUUAUGGACAGGUGUCUCGAGGCAAUCAAGCAGCACAAGCAGAAGGUACAAUGGCAGAGCGAACAGGAGAAGCAGGAGUCCAAGUCGAUAUACGCCACGGAAGACGACGCGGACGUUCGUUCCAAGACUCCGGCGAUAGAGCCGUGUCCCGGGAACACGAUAGCACCAGCCUAGAUAAUUGCAAAUAACAAGAUAUGAUUCUACAAUAAAGCGCAAUUGUUGAUCAUUUUUUAACAGGCUAGCGUGGCGAAGCUAGCGCUAGGGAUGGGGAACAGUAUAAAAGUGCCGCUCGGAAGAGGAUUAGUUGAGCGAUUUUUUCUAUUUAUCAUAAUGCGCCGCGGGUUCGACGAGUCGCAGAUGUCACUUGUUACAAAUGUACAUUUACAUAGGAUAAUUAAAUCGUAAUUCUACCAUGGCGUUUCAUCAUCCUCUGUAACUCACUUGUCUCCCUCGUGACAUGGAAGUACAGCGUUAUCGAUCGUAAAUUAUGUGCGGAUAAUUUUUUUCUUUUAAGUGACGAGACGAAGUCGUUAAUUUUUAUUGUGAUGGAAAUCGCAUCGAGACGGCCAGACGAGCCACCUUUGAGCUCGCCGAAAACUUCGAGUUUUGAAACUUCAUUUAAUUAAUUCUUAUCGUGAAGUCUGCAGUGUGUAAUUUAGAUAAUUCAAAAAUGCAACGAGCGACGUUAACGGUAUUUUAUACGUGGUGAGAAAGACUGCUAUUCGAGCGUCUCUUCCAAAGCUAUCGGCUGAUCUUUUUUUCCUAGAAAAGAGAUACGGCGCAGAAUACAGGAUAUGUUGCAAGAGUGCAUGGCCGAUGUCGCUAUCGAUUAUCCUCGCGUUCUCGUGUCAAGUCGCGAAAAAUGAAGCGCAGAUCUCUACGAGUUUGCAGAAGGAGCCACAGUACGCAAAUCCUGCCGAUCCUAUCUGUACGCCUCGUUUGUCGGAGGAAAAUAUCGCGGGAAUAUUUGGACGAGUUUGUAGAAGACGGCGUAUCGUUAAAAAUCUAUCUGGUCCCCUCGUAAAUCGACGCGGCGAGAGUUUAUUAUUAUCGGCGCUCCGUGGCUUAUCGCGGCCGGCGCCGUUACGACACUCUAUUGAUUCUCUGUCCAUUAUUGAAUCCGUCACCGUCCGGCAAUCGGAUAUCGUAAUGAUCGUUAAUUAUUUUAUUCCCAGUGAGAAAUAAUUCGUCGAAACGACGUCAUUUCUUGCUGCGUUGUACAGCUGAAUCUUGUUGCGCUGUAAAAAAAUUACAUGUAAAAUUACAAUUAUUGUAGUGGGUAACAUUGGGACCAUCUGACAUUUACAUAGGUACGUCAGUAAAUCUAUACCUUGUAGAUACAAUUAUUACUUUACAUAAUAAGUAAGCUGCUUGCUUUUGUGUAGAUAUUACAAUUUUUUGUAAUUUUUUAUCACGUAUAAAUAUUCACACAACGAA
This is a messenger RNA of Vollenhovia emeryi, 3197 nucleotides long. It is a transcript of the gene bor, whose product is annotated as ATPase family AAA domain-containing protein 3. The coding region runs from base 93 to 1934 and encodes 613 amino acids. Gene Ontology annotation, molecular function: zinc ion binding; ATP binding; ATP hydrolysis activity. Lineage: Eukaryota; Metazoa; Arthropoda; Insecta; Hymenoptera; Formicidae. The transcript is spliced from 4 exons. Gene Ontology annotation, biological process: mitochondrion organization. Gene Ontology annotation, cellular component: mitochondrion. The record is from RefSeq and is a predicted model, not a curated record.